Molecule: messenger RNA, 1972 nt
Organism: Cyprinodon tularosa
Lineage: Eukaryota; Metazoa; Chordata; Actinopteri; Cyprinodontiformes; Cyprinodontidae
Product: KIAA1328 ortholog
Exons: 12
Coding region: 32-1816 (594 amino acids)
Source: RefSeq, a predicted model, not a curated record
GCUCCCUGGGAGUGGUGGCGGUUGUUUCAAUAUGGCGGCGGCAGCGAAGAGAAGUGGAAAUUCGAGGAUAUUUUGGAUGAAUGGCGUGUCAGAAUGGGAGCAGCCUUUAGCAUUCGUCCCUGGCGUUGAUGGAGGACCACAGAGUGCGCCCCCUUUAUGUCUAGGAACAAAUGGCAUAUUUGCAUCUGCUAAAAGAGGCACCAAGAUUGAAAUGAAGCAUGUGUCUAAUGGCAAAAAACAAGCUUCACAAAAAGCAACACAGAGACAACAAGGCCACUUUCAAAGUGAUUACCCUGGAAGUGAUACAACAAAGGAAGCAUCAGUGCCUGAAAGGGAUCCUGUGCCUGCCAUGCAAAACCUCUCUCAACCCAGUGAUACUUUUCUGCCUUUGCCACAGGUGAGCAGCAAAGCAAAGAACGACAUAUCUCUGAAGGAUCUUUGUUUUGAAGACAAAAAGAGAAUUGCACACCUCAUUGAAGAGCUAGCCAGAGUAAGCGAGGAGAAAGAGGAGUCUAUGCAGCGUCUGAAAGAUGAACAGGGAAACUUUGAACGCAAGAUCCAGGUGCUAGAGCAGCAGAACCUGAUGAUAGCACAGGAACGAGAAAGCCUGCAGCAGCAGUACAAAGAGUGCCAGGAGUUGCUCGCCCUCUACCAACAGUACCUUUCUCAGCAGCAGGCCAAACUAAACCAGUCCAUUGCACAGCUCAGUCAGGCGACUCACAAUAAGGUGCUCGCUUCAGAGGAAACUCAGAGCAGGUCCUCUGCGAGCAGAGCUAAUGGCUCUCUUUUCGAUGGCUCGUACCUCGGCCUCACUGCUGCCGGUGCGCAACAGUCCAAGGUGUUCAGGGGUGGUAGUGGAAGAAGAGGUGCUGCAGAAACGUUUAGGAACCCUGAGUCUCUGUCCUGUGACAGCGUGCUGAGUCCACACGUCAGAGCAACCAAACAGCUCAUGAGUCAGAAAAAAGACUGCAGGAAACCACGCAUAUGCUACACAUGUGAGCGCUGCCAAGGCAGUUGUCAUGACUCUAGCUACGAUGCACAGCACUGGAGAAGUGAAAGCUGCUCCUGUCUGGUGAACUGUCAUCACCACUCCUUAAAUCGCAGGGAGCAUCAAAGGUUUCAGAGCGGGAAUAUGAUUAAUGCAGAGGCAAAGGAAGCCCUGACCAGGCCACUGCUGGGUCACGAGGACUGGGAGGAGAAGCGGCACCAGCUGCUGUUGCAGAAGAUGCAGUUAGAGAUGGAGAGAGAGAAGCUGCAGGCACGGCUGGCUGAGCAGGAGGAGCGGCUUGGCAGACAGACAGAGCAGCUUCGACAGUCACGACUUCAUCACAGCAGUCAGGCUCAGAAUGAAGGGUCAGAACCCAAGGGUCCUUCUCACCAAGAUUUGCCCUCCAGGUCGUCUGAGGAUGGGGAGGUUCAUUCUGCAGCUGAGCAGUUGCAUGGAAAAACCUCCGAGGCUAUACCUGCUUCUUCUCCCAAUGCAAAGAAACAGUCUAAGAGUGACAUGGCCACAUCUCCACUAAAGAACCCUUCAGCUCAAAGUUUCCCUACCUCAGUUUCUGCAACCCAAAACACCUCUGAAAGCAGGUUGGAUGAUUCUUUGGCCGAGGUAUUGGAUAUCUUUAGUCCCUUCUCUGCCCAAAAGCAGCACAAGCCUGCUGCUGGAAGACCCAAAACAUUACAACACAGUUCAACCCUUGCUGGCUUUAAAUCCGGAAAGAUAAACCUUCUUACUCCUGGUGGGAACCAUCGACAGAACCUUCAACAGGACCUGGAAGAAAGCCAGAUACUUGAAGACAUUUUUUUCAUUUGCUAACAAAUAGAAUAAUUUACUUAAAUGUCACCACCUAAUCGAUGGCAUUUUAUUGUCUUGAGUAAUUUCUAAAAUUAGGAUUUAUUUUUUAUUUUUUGUUUAUCUCUUUUGUAUUAACACUUUUCUUUACCAUACAAAUAAAUGUAUAUUUACUCUGAA